AGUCCAGCUGUCGUGGUGGGGAUCGCUCGCCCGCUCGGCGAUCGGCUCGUGAGCCUGGCGGCCGCUCCUUUGCCUCCCACGUUGAAUUUCCACGGGAGGCAUGAAAGCAAUAAAUGCAGACCUGCAGGUUCCGGCCAGUUUUCAUCAUCUCCUCCAUAGAAGAACUGAAGAGCCGUUGAAGGGAACUGGCCAGAUUGUCUUGAACAAAGCAGCUUUCUGUCUGUGAGAGAUUCCUGUUGUGUGUGUGUUCCCCCCCCCCAUCAUCAUACUUUUACAAGACGGUCAGAAAUGGCUAGUUUAGUCAACAAAGACUCUUACCUGCAGAACUUGGCGAAGAAAAUUUGCACCCAGGAAGUCCGCGAACCGAGAAAAAGGAAAUUCGGAAAUGCUUUGGGAGAUGAGGGCUCUCAACCGAAGAAGAAGAAGAAAUCGAAAAAGGUGAAGAAGCGAGACAGGAUGGCAGGCGCUCUUCCAGACAAACAGGUGGCAGUCCCGGUCAGCCAAGGAGCAGCGGCUAAGCCAAGCACAAAGUCUGAUCCAGCUCCACCGAUUGGACCCGGUGCUACCAAAUCAGCUACCGUAGAGGGGAAAGCGAGCAGAGUCCAGAACGCCAGUGCCCCAGAUGGGAAAAGUUCCUUUUCUGGCUUAACUCUCUUGCGACAGAGGCUGCAUGAGAAGAUCCAGGAAAUCUCCGGUCAGGGAAAUGCCAAAGAGUUGACCCCGGCUGUGCUACAGAAGAGGCAGCGAAGGAAAUAUGAGAAGGAAAGGAAGAAACGCCGAAGGAAAGAGCUGAAGAUGAAGGAGAAGAUGGAGAAGAAGGAAGCCGAGGAGACAACGGGACCGGCUGUUUUGGAAACCGAGACCCCCAAGGAGGAGAUCAAGCCCCAGCUUGUCUUUAACAAGGUGGACGUCGGGGAGGAGAAGAUGCUGAGCAAAGCCGAGAAGAAGAGGGAGAAGAGAAAGGCGGUGAAAGGGAACAUCACUCCGUUGACGGGGAAGAAUUAUAAGCAGCUCCUGAGCCGGUUGGAGGCUCGGAAAAGCAAGCUGGAGGAGCUGAAGGACGAGAACAAGGAGAAGGCCAAGGAGAUGGAGAUGAAGCUGAGAUGGACCAACGCUCUCUACAAGGCGGAAGGGGUGAAGAUCCGCGAUGAUGAGGACCGGCUUAAGGCCGCUCUCAAGCGCAAGGAGAAGCGCAAGGCUCAGCGCCAGAAGCAGUGGGAGAAGCGGACGGUCCAGGUGGUGGAGAAGAUGCAGCAGCGCCAGGAGAAACGGCGGAAGAACCUGCAGAAGAAGAAGCUGGCCAAGGUGGAGAAGAAGAAAGCCAAAGCCCGCAAGAAAGGGCGGAUCCUGCCCGAGGAUUUGGAGAAGGCUGGCUUGAAAUGAGCCGGACUCGGGAGCGCUUUCUCCCAUCUCCCUUGGGAAGGCAGGCUUUCGGAUUGAACCUGUGAAUAAAAUUAUUUUUUUUGGGGGGUGACCCCUUCUGUCUAUAUC
Messenger RNA from Pogona vitticeps (central bearded dragon), 1491 nucleotides. RefSeq names its product surfeit 6 (gene SURF6). Gene Ontology annotation, molecular function: RNA binding; DNA binding. NCBI's taxonomy places the organism in Eukaryota, Metazoa, Chordata, Lepidosauria, Squamata, Agamidae. Gene Ontology annotation, biological process: ribosomal small subunit biogenesis; ribosomal large subunit biogenesis. The record is from RefSeq and is a predicted model, not a curated record. Gene Ontology annotation, cellular component: nucleolus.